This is a messenger RNA of Sinocyclocheilus grahami, 921 nucleotides long. RefSeq lists its product as uncharacterized. Lineage: Eukaryota; Metazoa; Chordata; Actinopteri; Cypriniformes; Cyprinidae. The record is from RefSeq and is a predicted model, not a curated record. The transcript is spliced from 5 exons. Bases 1 to 606 code for a protein of 201 amino acids.
AUGUCAGGUGCACGCAUAUCUAUAUGGAAGGGAUGGACUGUAUUGUUUCCUCUCCCUGAACUUCCACUGGGGUCUUCCAUUGAUGCAAUCGAAUGGAAAUACCACACAAUCAACAAAACAAUCUUACUGGCCAAGAUAAAUCUAAAGAAGGAACAGGAAUCACGAAUUUUCAGCAAGAGGACUGGAAUGCAAAUAAUGGAGAAUGGUACACUUCACAUUGAAGAUGUAAAAGAUGAAGACUCUGGGAACUACUCUUGCACCAUCAUUUUCCAUGAUCAAAGGAUGUGGAUGGAGCAGAUUUAUCUUGAAGUACUUCAUGCUAAAGACUUGACGACUGAACCGAACAGCAAAAUGUACACCACAACAUUUAAACCAUCAGAGCCCAGUGUUACUGAAACAGCAUUAAUUGCAAUACCAGUGUGCUCAGCACUCGCAAUCCUCUUAAUUGUAGCCACUAUUUUCAUCUUUAAAUGUAGGAAAAAGUGUUGCUGCACAUCAGACGAACCCAUUUACGGCAAUAAGAUGGUCAUAAUUCAAGGAAAUAAAAGGUCACAGGUGGGCAGAAGGACUCCAGAUAAUAAAACCAGAGAAAGACCCUCUAAUUAGCAAAGAGCUAAAAACCCAGGAUGCUGCUGCAGCAAAUAAACUACCUUGGUUUUCCUCAGAAACAAAUGUAUAGGUGCUAAAGUGACGAUGACAUGGUUUUGUAGGCCAUCCUGGAGGUUCACAUCACCCUGAUUCCCUUGACAACAGGCCAAUAGGAUUUUUUCAUUGGUUUUGGAUAAUUGCAGAAAAUAAGAUCUGUGAUUCUUACACAUUUUGUUGAAGCCUAAAUACAAUCGGUACAAGUUAAAAGCUAAACAUAAGCUAUAAAUGAACUAUACCAUGAUCACAUGACUUCAACGUUACGACCAUUAAGCU